Molecule: messenger RNA, 3717 nt
Organism: Salmo salar (Atlantic salmon)
Lineage: Eukaryota; Metazoa; Chordata; Actinopteri; Salmoniformes; Salmonidae
Gene: ccdc178
Product: coiled-coil domain containing 178
Source: RefSeq, a predicted model, not a curated record
GACACGGGUAGUUUACGCAGCCAUUCAAGACGGAAUAGAGUCAUACGGGGCAUUACAACUACUUUUUUGUAACUUUCUGGUCAUAAAAUAAAGUUUUUUGAAAAUUUCACCGGAUAUAUUGUUUCCAGAUAACGUAUCGGUGGUAGUUACAGUAGCGCCGGAAUCAGGAUGUUAUAAUUUUAAAAGAACGAAGGCCUAUCCAUUCUGGGAACAAUAUUGUGGAGAUUGCAUAUUGCGACAAUGCCUGAAGUUGAACCACUCAGAUUUCCAUCAAGGGAGGACGGGCCAAGUUUACAAGAUCAGGUAGAUCUUCAAGCAGUGUGCCCCAGCAGACGUCGCAGUUGUGCCCUGGUUAACACCCCCUCACCGUGCGUCAACAAAGCUGUUUGCCAUAUUCAGGAGCUGAAGAGGAAAGUGGAGAACUGGUGUCAACAGUCAGGAAAUGUUCAGCAUCAGAUGUCUCAUGAAGAACAGCAAAAAAGAAAAACUUUUAGAUUGAAUUCCAGUGAAUCUGUGUCUUCAAUGAUACCUACAGAGUUAUACAUCGAAGGCAUUGGACUAAGUGCAAGAGGUGAAAGAGAGGGUGACCUGUUGUCUCCGCUGCGUAAGGAAACCACGGACGUCCUGGUAGAAGUAGUGUAUCUGAUUGAACGUCUGGAAGCUGAUCGCCAGGAUGCAGAGGAGGCUCUACAGUCGGAGAAGAAGAGAAGGAGAACUUUAGGGAGGAAAAUGUAUAGUAUUUCACUGUGGAAGCAGCAGGAGUUCCCUGUAGCUGUCCAGAAAGAGCAUGAGGCCUGUACCAGAGACAUCAGUGAAUUGAAAUGGCAUCUGAAAUUGAGAAGAGAUAAACUUCACCAAGUGACAGAUAGAAUGAUCAAGACAGAGGUUCUGAAUCAGCGGUUAAAUGAGGACAUUGAUUUCAUCAAGAAAAAUGGGCCUCUUGUGAAGGAAAAACUGCAGCUGGAGAGCGAUUUCAUGAUCCAAAUUAAUACGGCUCAACAUAAGGCCCUUGAGACAUUUUCGAAGACCUUCAGUGAACUGAAGAGUUGUCAAGAAGAGAUGAGAAAGGAAGAACUGAAAGCAGAUGAGGAUAGAGGUUUGAUGUUCAAUAAGCUUAAGGGCAUCAGGAAUCUGCUAAAUGACAGACUAACUGAGUUCCAGCAGCUGAUAGAUUAUUGGGAUGGCUACUGCAUUACAUUGAAGGAGACAGAGGAGAGGGUGGCUUUGAAGGAGGAGGAGUGGGGAGACAUGUCACAACGCAUCCCUGUGCUAGAGGUGCAGGAGGCUGCAGUCAAUGAUCUGGUUGUGGAGUUGAACAUAUUUAUUGAAGAUGAAGGUAGAAAAAUUGCACAAUUAAAGGAAGAGAUUUCAGAGCUGCAGAAAGAAGUCCAUGCAACUAGACUUGCAGGUGAAGCAUCGGUCUCUCACUCCGAGGAGGUGUUCUGUAAGAAACAUCAGGACAUCUUGGCUCUCCACGAGGAAAACAAAGAGUAUGAACUAGAGACUGAGGACUACAGUAACAUGAUCUAUGAGAGUGAGCAGGCAGUGAAGCAGCUUCAGAAGGAGAGGAAGCGCAUGCUACAGAAGAUCAGUGUGAACGAGGAACAGAGAGAAGAGGCCAAGGAGGAGUUGUCCCAGGUGGCAGCAAUGCACGCUAAUACCAAGGUCAACCUGGAGGAGCUGGAGCAGCAGACCUUCAUGGAGGAGCAGAGGAUGAGGAAAGUGAUUGAGAAUCUGAAGAAAGACAUGAUGAGCGAGAUGAAAGCCAAAGCCAUUCUGAAGGAAACAUUAACAACAUUUAAAGCAGAAUUACACCAGGAGCAAACCAACACAGAAAACGCCAGAUGGGAACUUCAUAAGGAAUUUGAAGAGGUGUCAUCAGCAACAAAACAACUGGAAAUUGAAAUGGAAAAACUGAGAAAGAUUUACAAUGAUAAAUCUGAGAAAAUUGAACGUUUAAGGGAGAAACUCUGUGAUAUUCUAAACGAACACAAAAACACUGCAAAUUGUCUGAAAAAGGAAAGGAACCUGAAACUUGACCAUCUAAAUACAGCCAAGGAAUUACACCAAGAUGUUACCAAGAGGUUUGACCACGCCUUGAGCAGAAUCACAGUCCUCACUGCUAAGUCCAAAGAAUACAGAACAGGGUCUGACAGGAUGGAGGAAACAGCAGCCACAAUGCCAGAUGUCAUUGAGGAACUACAGUCCGUCUUUGACGCCGUAGAGUUCAAAAACCAAACAGCUACGUUGAUCAUGAACACCUUAGAACGUGAUAUCACCAACUGUCAACAACGGAUUGAGCAAGCAGUGCAAACUCACACUUCUCUAUUCACAACCAGACAGCAAAAAAUGGAGGAAACCAAGUCCGACCUAAAGGUAGCCCUAAGAGAGAACGUUGAGUUGGCCCACGAGUACAGAGCCCUUCAGAAAGUCCUGAUGAUCGCCAAGCAGGGGGCUGUAGGGGUGUUUGACGAGAGGAAUCGAGCAGAGGCAUCUUUUUAUGAUCACAAACAGAUUUCUUUGUUGCAGAAGAGGAUGCACAAAGCUGUGGUGAAAUACUUCAGACAACGCAACCUCUAUAGCCAGGCUGAACUGGCCCGCUUCCAGACCCUCAAUAACGAGAACAACCAGAAAAUAAAAACUGUCCAGGAGGAGUUGUCAGAAGCAAUCCGGCGCAUUUCUGCAUUUCUGCACUCUCUGGCAGAUGACUCAACAACCAGUGAUGAUGCUGCGACGAUGGAGACAGCAGCAGUGAACAAACAAGCGGGUCUGGAUGCCAUUGGGUUGAACAAGAAGAAGAUGCCUACAGUUCAGAUAACAGUGUAAUUGGACAUUCACCUGGUGCCAGACAACUUACUUACCCCAGCACGCUUCACUCACUCACUAUCCCCCUCUCUCUCUCUCUCUCUCUCUUACCAGCAGGAGAUCCAUAACAAUGAAACAGGUGACUUUCAUGCUGCUGCCAGGACUGAUCUAAUUUUAGCAGGGUGAAUGAUUGCAAUUGGCUUUGCCUCAUCAGAUAAUUAAUCUAUGUCACCAUUAAUUGGAAAAGAGAAUAAUUACAGGCAGUGUUGACAGAAAUUCUAAGCUUCUCCAGAUUUGGAGAUCUAAUCAGGACUACUAAAACCCACCGUGACCUUAACUACCACUUAGUACACUACCUCGACCACCCGGACCAAUGCCCGAGCAAAACACUUCCUCUCAGGAGACAAGCACACUUGUUUUUGUUGUUUCAUUUUUUUUCUCCCUCUCUCAUUUUCUCUCCCUCUUCUAGAAAGCUGUCUCCCUCAAUCACUUUUCAAUAUUCAAUCUUAAUUUUGUGGAAGUUUAGCAUUUUCAAUGAGCUGGAGAUGAAUGAUUAAUGAAUAAAUUUAAAUGCUUCAUUUUGUCCAUGGAUCAUUAGUUAAGUCCUUUGUGUGAAGGACCUGAGAAAGGAGUGAACGUUAUUGAGACAUUAGCCUGGAGCAAUCCAGGGGUAAAUAGUGUGCACAUUACAAAAGGAUGUUGUGUAGCGGGGUGCAGUAGCCUACUGGCUUUCUAACGGAAGAACCCCCAGGUAACGCUGCUUUCAAUUUGCCACAUCUCACCUGAAUCACACAUAGUAUUAAUUUGGAAGAGAAAAAAUAUGAUUAUUAUUUCAUCAAGCAUGUUCCCAUUGCUUCAUAGGCCUAAUAAUGAUGUGGCACAUUAAUAUUUAUUAAACACACUUCAAAAGUU